This is a messenger RNA of Contarinia nasturtii (swede midge), 2401 nucleotides long. RefSeq names its product neprilysin-2-like. Gene Ontology annotation, molecular function: metalloendopeptidase activity. Gene Ontology annotation, cellular component: plasma membrane. The transcript has 11 exons. Gene Ontology annotation, biological process: protein processing. Lineage: Eukaryota; Metazoa; Arthropoda; Insecta; Diptera; Cecidomyiidae. The record is from RefSeq and is a predicted model, not a curated record. Bases 56 to 2245 code for a protein of 729 amino acids.
GAACUUUAUGUGAUAGUCGGGGAAAAUUUGAGGCAAAUAAUAUUCGGAAAUAGAAAUGCAAUUGAGCUUGUUGGUGAUUGUGGCCCUCUUCGGGAUUGGAACUAUUUCAUGCAACUCAAUUCACAGGACAUUUAGUAACAUUAAGUUACAAGCGGAUGACAGUGAAGCUGCUAAAAAAAUCAAUGAAAAGGCAGCCGCCAAUGCAUUUAGUUAUGAUGUUUGUUCAACACCUGCAUGUAUCCAUGAAGCGUCACGUAUUCUUAGUCAGAUGGAUGAAACAAUUGAGCCGUGUGAUGAUUUCUUCAGUUACGCGUGCGGCGGUUUUGUGAAGGAGACUGUCAUUCCUGAAGAAAAAGGAUUAAUCACCAUAUUCUCGGCAGUUUCCGAUAAACUUCAGGAACAGUUACAUUCAUUGAUUAGCGAAGAAAUCAAUCCAAAUGAUUCGGCACCAUUCAAUUUGGCAAAAAAAUUGUACAGAUCGUGCAUGAACAAAACACUAAUUGAAGAACGUGGAUUGCAGCCAUUACGCGACAUCACCGAUAAACUCGGCGGUUGGCCGGUCGUCAAAGGUGAUCAAUGGGAUAUGAAAACAGAAUGGAGCUGGUCUUGGGCUGUUAAAGAAUUGCGUAAAAUUGGCUAUAGUACCAAUUAUAUUUUUGACUUAUCUAAUAAGAGAAUUAUUAACAUUGAUCAAGCGGGUUUAGGUUUACGUCGAGAAUAUUUGAUCAAAGGAUUUGAGGAUAAAGUUGUAAAGGCAUACUACGAAUACAUGGUUGACACAGCUGUUAUUUAUGGUGCAGACCGUGGCCUUGCUGAAAGGGAACUCAAAGAAUCGCUUGAGUUUGAAAUGAAAUUGGCCAAUAUUUCGCUGCCGAGUGAAGAACGAAGAAACUACACAGCCCUCUACAAUCCGCACACAUUGCGUGAAUUACAGCAGAAAUAUCCAUAUGUUCAAUGGAUUGAAUACAUAAAUGCGCUGUUACCGCCAGAGUUGUCAGUCGAGGAAAAUGAAAUCAUUGUGAUUCUUGUGCCUUCUUAUUUUGAAAAAUUGAGCCAAUUAUUGCAAGACGCCCCAAAACGGCAAAUUGCUAAUUAUAUGAUGUGGCGCGUUACAGCCGAUUCAACAGUCUACCUCACAAACGAAUUGCGGAAUAGGAAAUUACUCUACGACAAAGUUGUCAGUGGAGUGCAAGAACAAACGGCAAGAUGGAAAGAAUGCACUGAUAUUACGAGAGAGAGUUUGCCAGUAGCUGUUGGUGCAUUGUAUGUGCGAAAACACUUCCGACAAGAAUCCAGAGACAUCGCUCUGGAAAUGGUCAAUGGAAUCAAAAAAGAAUUUGAAGUCAUUUUGAACGAAGUUGAGUGGAUGGAUGAGGAAACACGUGAAUCAGCUCUCAAAAAAUUAGGAACAAUGUAUUCGCAUAUCGCUUAUCCAGAUGAAUUCAUGGACGAUUCCGAAAUUGAAAAAUACUACAAAAAAUUAGAAAUCGAUGAAAACAACUAUCUGUCGUCCUUUUUGAAUAAGAAUAUCUUCGGCACUGAUUAUGCAUUCAGUAAACUUCGUAAACCAGUCAACAAAACCGAAUGGGUCACUGGACGGCAUUCAUAUGCAGCCGUUGUUAAUGCAUUUUACGAACCAACUGAAAAUAGCAUACAAUUCCCGGCAGGAAUUUUACAAGGUCAUUUCUUCUCGCCCGACCGUCCGCGAUAUUUGAACUUUGGAGCAAUUGGUAUGGUCAUUGGACAUGAAAUCACUCACGGCUUUGACGAUAAAGGAAGUCAAUUUGAUCUCAAUGGCAAUUUAGUUGAUUGGUGGCAACCUGAAACGAAGGCUCAUUAUUUGGAAAAAGCAAAAUGUAUCAUUGAGCAAUAUGGAAACUUUACUGAGCCUAUGACUGGUUGGAAAUUGAAUGGCAUCAACACGCAAGGAGAGAAUAUUGCUGAUAAUGGAGGUUUCAAAGAAUCGUAUCGCGCCUAUCAAAAAUGGCAAAAAGAAAAUGGACACGAACCAAAAUUACCUGGUUUAAAUUAUACGCCACAACAAAUGUUCUGGAUUUCUGCAGCUCAAUCAUUUUGCAGCAAAUAUAGACUUGAAACCUUGAAAAUGAAGAUUGCAACUGAUCCACAUAGUCCAGGACCGUUUCGUGUACUCGGACCAUUAAGUAAUCGACAAGAGUUCGCCGAUGAUUUUAAUUGCAAACUGGGCGCUCCGAUGAACCCUGUUAAGAAAUGUGAAGUUUGGUAGUUAACUAGGUUAAUUGCAGGGAUUCAUUUAUAUAAAUUGCCUUAAAAUUGACGAGACAAAACACAACUUUUAAAGUUCAAUUUUUUAAUUGAUUAUCGUGUUUAAAUUUAACUAAAAAAAUGUAGAUGGAAUAAAUUGUUAGAGUUUAAAACAAAA